ACAACAACAACAACAACAACAAAAAUCAUGGCGAAUAGAACUGUAAAAGACGCUCAUUCAAUAAAAGGGACAAAUCCACAGUAUCUAAUCGAAAAGAUUAUACGUACGAGGAUAUAUGAAUGUAGAUACUGGAAGGAGGACUGCUUUGCACUUUCAGCGGAGCUCCUUGUUGACAAAGCAAUGGGUCUGAAAUAUGUUGGUGGUGUAUAUGGGGGUAAUGUAAAACCAGCGCCAUUUCUCUGUUUGCUUCUUAAGAUGUUGCAGAUCCAGCCAGAGAAAGAUAUCAUUGUAGAGUUUAUCAGAAAUGAAGACUUCAAAUAUGUAAGAGCACUGGGAUCUCUAUACAUGAGACUGACAGGUACUUCCAUAGACUGCUAUAAAUAUCUGGAACCUUUGUAUCUUGACUACAGAAAAUUGAAAAGACAGCAAAGAGAUGGCACUUUUGAACUGGUACAUAUGGAUGAAUACAUUGAUGAGUUGUUGAGGGAGGAACGUUCCUGUGACAUUAUUUUACCUAGAAUACAGAAACGUAAUGUGUUAGAGGAGGGUAAUCUACUGGACUCAAGAGUUAGUGCCCUUGAUGAGGACCUCGAGGACAUGGAGACCUCGGAUGAAGAAGAUAUAAUGGAUAUUUAUAAAGAGGCAGAGAAGAAACGCUCCAGCUACCGAGGGAAUGACAAGCCUGCACGAAGUCCGUCACCAAAGUCUGGUAGAGGCAGUUCACCACACCAUAGAGAUAGAACAAGAAAAAGAUCCAGAUCAAAAGACAGAUCAGAUAAAGAUAGAAAAAGUGAUAAAAGAUAUAAAGAUGAGGACAGAAAGCAUCGCAGUCAUAAAAGUAGUAAAGAUCAUCGUGAUAAAGAUCGUGGUGAUGACAGGCACAAGGACAGACAUCGUGACCGUCACAGGGAUCAUGGGUCACGUGAUUCACGUCACACAUCAUCAAAGGAAGAUUUAGAAAUACAAGAGGCCAAUGAACUUAGAGCCAAGCUUGGAAUGGCCCCACUAAGACCAUAAUGUAAUCUUUAGUAGAAAAAGACAUCUACAUAUACGCAUAUGAAUUGUCAUCAGAACUUUCCUGUGUUUAGCAGAAUCAAGAUUUAUUUAAAGAUCAUUUAA
This is a messenger RNA of Ruditapes philippinarum (Manila clam), 1119 nucleotides long. RefSeq names its product pre-mRNA-splicing factor 38A-like. Gene Ontology annotation, cellular component: precatalytic spliceosome. The coding region runs from base 28 to 1017 and encodes 329 amino acids. The record is from RefSeq and is a predicted model, not a curated record. The transcript is spliced from 9 exons. NCBI's taxonomy places the organism in Eukaryota, Metazoa, Mollusca, Bivalvia, Venerida, Veneridae.